AUGCAACAAAUCUUUGAUAACAAGAAUUUUAUUCCUAUAGCGAUAGUGGCCUGUAUUAUAGGCGUAGCCUUACAUGUGGUGGGUAUGAUAGGUGCUUACCUGGAGCACUACGGACUAUCUAUAAGUUACGCUGUUUUACUGACCCUGAGUACAAUAAUCUUGAUUAUCAGCUGCUUCAGAGAUAAAUUCAAUAUAAUCUGGCUCGUAUUUGCAGUGGCUUUCACAUUAUUGGCCUAUUCAUUUGCUGUAGAUUGUCGUGUUCAAACUAUAAUGCACCCGGUAUAUGAUGACAUCACAAAUAAUGGCCAGGAUGUUCCAAGGAAAGGCAGUAAUUUUAAUAAUUAUCAUUCUAAA
Oppiella nova is the source of this 354-nucleotide messenger RNA. The record is from the annotation of a GenBank genome assembly. NCBI's taxonomy places the organism in Eukaryota, Metazoa, Arthropoda, Arachnida, Sarcoptiformes, Oppiidae.